Messenger RNA from Aspergillus calidoustus, 1266 nucleotides. The record is from the annotation of a GenBank genome assembly. NCBI's taxonomy places the organism in Eukaryota, Fungi, Ascomycota, Eurotiomycetes, Eurotiales, Aspergillaceae.
AUGACAACGAUUAAGCAAGGCCGCAUUGAUCUCAGCUUCCACCAUGUGGCAGGCGAGGUCGUCAAGCUCGUGCUUGAGCGACUUGGAUACAACGUGCAAGUUGAGUCAGCGCCGCACGAAGCAGCUUUCGCCCUACAUCAGGAGGCCAAGGUGGAUUUUCUCAUUGCUUGGUUAGAAGGCUCCCAUGGGCAGUAUUUGGACAAAUACAGAACAGAGGUUACCGUGCUCAGCAACGCCAUCUACUCGCCAUACUGCAUUUGGGGAGUUCCCGAUUACGUUCCUGAGACUGUAGUUCAGACUAUACAAGACCUGCUCAAACCCGAUGUGGCAGCCAAAAUGCGGAAGCAGAUCCAAGGAAUAAAUCCAGGAGCUGGAAUCUCUCGCUUCUCCAAGGAGAUUAUCGACAAAUAUGGACUGGCAGAGGCGGGAUAUUCUUUCCAGCAUGGGUCCCAGGCAGACUGUUUUGAAAGCUUCGAAGCCGCUUACGAAAAUAGUGAAUGGCUGGUGGUUCCUCUCUGGCAUCCCCAAUAUUUGCACAAAAAAUACAAGAUACGCAGUUUGAAAGAGCCGAAUGGCCUGCUGCGUGGUAUCGACGACGCCCAGAUUUGCAUACACAAUUCAGCGAGAACCAAAUUCACUGACGAGGCACUUGCCGUACUGCAGCGAAUCACCCUCGGUAAUGAAGCCGUCUCGCUCAUGGACUGGUAUUGCUGCAAAGAUGGCCUAAGCCCCAGACAAGCAGCGUUGCGCUGGAUGCACGAGAAUGAGAGCCGCAUCAACUCAUGGUUUGCACCAACUCCGUAUGAGCGCUUGCAAUCAUUGGGUCUUCCACUCCCAGUGGCGCCCCCCGCUGUGGGUCAAUACGAACCAUUCAUGGUGACUCGAACAGGCCUCGUAGAGACAUCGUUGCAGUUGCCAUGGGUUGAGGGCAAGCUGGCAUAUGAGGGCAGAUUGGGCAGCGGACAACAUGGCCUUACUGUCAGCCAGGGAGCAGCUGCGGCGAAAAUCUGCGCUCUGAAUCUACUUGCACAGUUGCACCAGGCAAGCAGUGGGGAUCUAUCUCGCGUGCGCAUGAUCCGACUAGAAGGACAUGUCAACUCUGAACCAGGGUUUCAGAAUUCUCCCUCGGUCCUUGAUGGUGCGUCCGAUAUUAUCAACUUUGUCCUCGGCGAUAAGGGCAGACACGCCCGUACUGCUCAUCACCAUCCGGAUAGCCCGCUCAACGCGCCAGUGCUAAUUAGUGCCCACGCAGAACUUCUGUGGUGA